AUGUUGCAAGAAAUUCUGGAGGAAGAACAAGACGAAAGACUUUUGGAAUUAGAUCAAAUAGAGGAUGUAGAGGGCGAAAAUGAUCAAGGUAAUACCAAAAGCAUCGUGCCACUCAAGCGUACUAUGUCAUCUACACCCGCAUUACAGAUUGAUAUGUCCGAAGUAUUUAUUCCUUUGUACCUUAACAUCCCCAAUGCAAUGUCGAAUUCCAACGACAGACGAGUCGAAG
Ambispora gerdemannii is the source of this 229-nucleotide messenger RNA. Lineage: Eukaryota; Fungi; Glomeromycota; Glomeromycetes; Archaeosporales; Ambisporaceae. The record is from the annotation of a GenBank genome assembly.